This is a messenger RNA of Anopheles marshallii, 1395 nucleotides long. It is a transcript of the gene Orc5, whose product is annotated as origin recognition complex subunit 5. Lineage: Eukaryota; Metazoa; Arthropoda; Insecta; Diptera; Culicidae. Gene Ontology annotation, cellular component: nucleus; nuclear origin of replication recognition complex. Gene Ontology annotation, molecular function: DNA replication origin binding. The record is from RefSeq and is a predicted model, not a curated record. Gene Ontology annotation, biological process: DNA replication; DNA replication initiation. The coding region runs from base 1 to 1395 and encodes 464 amino acids. The transcript is spliced from 2 exons.
AUGGAGGCGUUUGUAAAACACAUUGCUAAGAUCUUUCCCUGCCGUGAUGCGUUCGUCCGGAAGCUUUACCAGUAUUACCGUACAGGCGAUCCGUUUCCGCCUGCUCUCUACAUAUACGGCCAAUCAUCCACCGGCAAAGCGUCGAUUGCGCGCGAAGUAUUGCGCAGCGAUGAAAGAGGCUUUAGAUGCGCACACAUCAACGCGAUCAGCUGUUACACCAAUAAGAUUCUGUUCGAAACCAUCGCCCGGCAACUGGAGGGAGCUGAGUUAACGCAGGCCAACAAUUACAGCUACGAUCGGAAGUUGGAGUAUGUGAGGGAAUUUUUAGCGGUGCUACAGCAACUUAACCGGGCCGGAUCGUACGUAAUAGUGGUGCAGAAUGCGGAACGGCUUCGCGAUAUGUCAUACAAUCUGUUGCCCAUGUUUCUGCAGCUGCCCGAAGCGACAGGUUUGAAUAUUUCCGUCGUGCUGCUGUCUUCACUGCCCUUUGAAAAGUUCUACACCAAAACGGGCCUACCACCGAUUGUGAAGCUGUUUGUACCGGAGUACACGCGCAACGAAAUUCUGCGUAUUCUUAUGAAUGAUUACACACUGCACCUUGAGCGACUUGUCGAAAACGGUGAGCCGGAUAAGAACACUAAUCGCAAGAAUCUGGAUUGGUUGUCCGAUGUGACGCUCGAAUUUCACCGAAAUUACGUUAAUUUGUUUCUCGGCACGUUUUGGAAGGUGUGUCGCGAUAUUAAAGAGCUUCGUCUGGUCGCUGCUGAAUGUUUUCUGCCUUACUGCGAACCGUUGCGAGACGGCACGAUCCCAGCAACCGACUCCAUGAACCUGUGGCGUAACAUCACUAAAACGCUGAAGAUAGCUCUCAGCACAAUAUACAUGCGGCUCGGAACACAGCUUACGAGUUCGAGCCGCGGAAUUAGUGCUACUACCUCAACCUGGAUGCCACAGUACAUUGAGUUGCCGUAUUACGCCAAAUAUCUCCUAAUAGCCGCCUAUCUGGCCAGUAACAAUGCAACGAAGGAAGAUAAACGACUGUUUGUGAAGAACCACGGUAAGCAACGGAAGCGCCUGCAGACGGUAAAUGCGCGUGCCAAGGUGGUGGAAAAGAUGACUACUAAGCUUGGCCCGAAAGCGUUCAACAUCGAUCGACUGUUGGCAAUCUUUUACGCCAUUCUGGAUGAGAAGGUUGGGCUAACGUGUAACCUGAUGGCACAGAUCUCGACACUCGUGCACCUGAAGCUGCUUACGUACACAUCCGUCGAUAGGGGUUCCGGAACGUUGGAUGGAUCCGUCACUCGACUGCAGUGUACGGUUGGGUUAGAUUUCAUCAUGCACAUCGGUCGGUUGGUCGGAUUCAAUGUGCGCCAGUAUUUGAGUGACUUCUUCUAG